This is a messenger RNA of Xenopus tropicalis (tropical clawed frog), 2005 nucleotides long. It is a transcript of the gene tfb1m, whose product is annotated as transcription factor B1, mitochondrial. The transcript is spliced from 8 exons. NCBI's taxonomy places the organism in Eukaryota, Metazoa, Chordata, Amphibia, Anura, Pipidae. Gene Ontology annotation, biological process: rRNA methylation; rRNA processing; rRNA modification. Gene Ontology annotation, molecular function: S-adenosyl-L-methionine binding; rRNA (adenine-N6,N6-)-dimethyltransferase activity. Gene Ontology annotation, cellular component: mitochondrion. The record is from RefSeq and is a predicted model, not a curated record. The coding region runs from base 332 to 1372 and encodes 346 amino acids.
UCCUACUGGAGUAAGUCUCCGCCCCGUGAGAAACAUUUCUGUCACAAAACGCUACACUUAUAUGCCGCAUUUACAGCCGGGACAAAAUACGUAAGCAUAUAACUGAGGGGCGGAAAAAGAUAGUUUUAUGUGAGUUAUAAUGUGUGUUUUCUAUUAUACUACUUGGAAGCAAUUUUGAGUAUAGAGACAGGGCUAAAGCGAAUGAAGUUUGUCUCAGCUGUCUCCGGCUAUACAAGGUCACAUGACCGGAAGCAGCAUGGGCGCCUGGAAGGUAGAAGCACAAGGAGUCAGGCUGUGAUGGGAAGUGUUUCCUGCUGCUGUAAUCCAAAUCAUGGCUACUCAGGGAGUACUGGCCAAGUAUCGACUACCACCCUUACCAACCAUUGGGGAAAUCAUCAAACUUUUUAACCUACGGGCAGAAAAGCAGCUAUCUCAGAAUUUUCUCCUAGAUCUAAAACUUACAGAUAAAAUUGUGAGGAAAGCAGGAAAUUUACAAAAUGCUUACGUGUGUGAGGUUGGCCCUGGCCCUGGAGGGAUCACAAGAUCAAUUCUUAAUGCUGGAGUUGAAGAGCUUCUGGUGGUGGAAAAAGACACCCGGUUUAUCCCUGGCCUUAAGAUGUUAAAUGAAGCAUCAAGUGGCAAAGUGCAAAUUGUUCAUGGUGAUAUUCUCACAUACAGGAUGGACAGAGCAUUUCCCAAACAUCUUAAAAAACCCUGGGAUGAUGAUCCCCCAAAUGUACAUAUAAUUGGGAAUCUGCCCUUUAGUGUCUCAACUCCUCUGAUCAUUAAGUGGUUGGAACAGUUAGCAGACCGGACUGGUCCAUUUACAUAUGGAAGAACACAGAUGACUCUAACUUUUCAGAAAGAAGUUGCGGAGCGCCUGACAGCAAGUACAAGCAGCAAGCAGCGCAGUCGGCUCUCCAUCAUGGCCCAGAACCUUUGCAAUGUAAAGAACUGUUUCACUAUUCCUGGCCGUGCCUUUGUUCCAAAGCCUGAGGUUGAUGUUGGAGUUGUGCAUUUCACCCCUUUCAUACAACCGAAAAUAGAACAGCCAUUCAAGGUGGUGGAAAAAGUCGUCCGGAGCGUCUUCCAGUUCCGACGGAAAUACUGCCACCAUGGAGUUUCAAUCUUAUUUCCAGAAGAAAGCCGCUUAAAAUGUACAGAACAGAUGCUAAGGCUAGCCGAUGUGGAUCCGACGUUGCGUCCAACUGAACUGACCAUGACACACUUUAAAAAACUCUGCAAUGUGUACAGGGAGAUGUGCGACCAGAAUCCCAAUUUGUUUGCUUACAACUUCAGAGAGGAGCUUAGAAUGAGAAAACUGCAGGGCAAAACCACAGAGGAAGGGGAAGAGGAUGACUUGCAGCGAUAAACAGAGCCCCGAUCACACCUAUUUGCUCAUAUACAUGGUGUUUUCCUUUAUACAGGUCAGUUGGAUUUAAAGCUACAGGAUUUUAUUACAUCGGCCUAAUUUCUGUUAGGUAUGGGUAUAAAUUACCAUUGCAGUGCUUUGCUCUCAAUUUAUACAUGAGCUCAGGUUAUUUUUGAAAACAUUACUUAGAUUUUCAGUAGACAAUGUCAAACUGCUGGUGAUAAGGUUAUAGGAAACUUAAGGGGACCUGUCACCCUAAGAAAUAAUUUCAAAUUCUUUUCAGUUGUGUUUGGCAAGCUAAAUAAACUUCACUUACACUAUGCAAAUAAUAUAAAUCGUGUGUCCUUCAGUCUUGGAAUUCACAAUAACAGCAAGCAGGUGGGUGCCAUUUUGUGGACAUUGUUAGUAAGGCUUUACAUAAUACCAAAAUCUUGUUUAUGUGCCAGAUUGAGGGGCCUGAUGCACAUGCCCAUUCACUGGCUUCACAAAUAAAUUGAGAGGUGGGAGGGGGAAAGUGAAAAUAAUUGUCUGCCCCACCUUUAUGCCCACCUUUAAGGCUUAGAGGCAAGGGAGGCAAUAGAUAAUUGACAGCUGGGAUUUUAAAUACCUAUAUAAUGGGUAUGGAUGUAUUAA